This is a messenger RNA of Papaver somniferum (opium poppy), 840 nucleotides long. RefSeq names its product F-box protein At3g07870-like. The coding region runs from base 1 to 840 and encodes 279 amino acids. Gene Ontology annotation, molecular function: protein binding. The transcript has a single exon. The record is from RefSeq and is a predicted model, not a curated record. Lineage: Eukaryota; Viridiplantae; Streptophyta; Magnoliopsida; Ranunculales; Papaveraceae.
AUGGUUGGAACUGAGAAUCUUCCCAGUGAUAUCUUAGAAGACAUACUUUCUCGAUUACCUUUUGAGGUAACUUUACAUGCCAAACAUGUAUGCACAACUUGGAGAGCAAUCCUCCGUAAUAAAACUGAAAAGCUAGGUUUCCUUUUCGCUCAUUAUGUUGACCAUCAUCAAAAUGGCUCUAAGCUAAAACAACUUUUCUAUGAAGAUGAGUAUGAUCAUGAUGAUCAUUCAAAGACGUUGAACUACUACUCUGACAACUUUAUUCCGGAGAUGGAACACAACAGAUUUAUUGCGGAAUCAGUCCCAAAGAAAGUCAUGGUUGUGUCUUGCAAUGGUUUGGUUUGUUUUGGAAAAUAUUAUGAAGAUUGUUCUCUAUUUCCUUUAUAUCCUCCUUUUCUGAUCUGCAACCCGUUUAAUGGAGAAUCUGUCUGUCUUCCGGAAUUUAAUUACUCUGAAUUGCCUCGGGAUAUAUCAAGUCUCUAUGGUCGUUUAGCAAGUGGGUUUGGCUAUUGCCCUUCAACUAGCAAAUACAAAGUUGUUGCCAUAUUUUAUUGUAAAGAGGAACGGGAUGGAGGAUAUGUUCACGUAUAUACUCUUAGCGGUGGGUGGAGAAACAUCGGAUUCACUGACCGAUGCGCGUUCAAUUAUUCAUCAGGUAUCUACGCAAAUGGAGCACUUUUCUGGUUGGACCAAAGUAGUACUCGUAGAGUACAAGAAAGUGAGAUUGUGGCCUUUGAUUUGGAAGGUGAGAAGUUCCAUUACAUCGCAUUGCCACGUUCUAAAGAUUUAGAGUACAUAGAUAAUUACAGUUUUCUCACUCAAGUUGCUUGGAGGGAAUAA